This is a messenger RNA of Lethenteron reissneri (Far Eastern brook lamprey), 1861 nucleotides long. RefSeq names its product rab GDP dissociation inhibitor beta-like. NCBI's taxonomy places the organism in Eukaryota, Metazoa, Chordata, Hyperoartia, Petromyzontiformes, Petromyzontidae. Gene Ontology annotation, cellular component: cytoplasm. Gene Ontology annotation, biological process: small GTPase-mediated signal transduction; protein transport; vesicle-mediated transport. Gene Ontology annotation, molecular function: Rab GDP-dissociation inhibitor activity. The record is from RefSeq and is a predicted model, not a curated record.
GGCGGGGUUUCGGCCAUUAGCGGCAGUGCAGUGACACGGGAGAGGAGCCGAUCACCACCAACAACCCCCCCCACUCGCCUCUCUCGAGCUUCAGCAGACCCGCCAACACUCGGCCAUGAACGAAGAUUACGACGUGAUCGUGCUGGGCACGGGCCUGAAGGAAUGUAUCCUGUCGGGCAUCAUGUCGGUGAAUGGGAAGAAGGUGCUGCACAUGGACCGCAACUCGUACUACGGAGGGGAGAGCUCAUCCAUCACCCCCCUCGGAGAUCUCUACAAGCGGUUUAACAUCCCUGGGGAACCCCCAACCUCCAUGGGGAAUGGACGUGACUGGAACGUGGAUCUCAUCCCCAAGUUUCUGAUGGCGAAUGGUCAGCUGGUGAAGAUGCUGCUGUACACAGAGGUGACUCGUUACCUGGACUUCAAAGUGGUGGAGGGGAGCUAUGUGUACAAGGGCGGCAAGAUCCACAAGGUGCCUUCGACGGAGACAGAAGCUCUCGCCUCCGGUCUGAUGGGCAUGUUUGAGAAGCGGCGCUUCAGGAAGUUCCUGGUGUUUGUCGCAAACUUCGAAGAGAAUGACCCGCAGACCUACCAGGGCGUCGACCCCAAGGCGACCACCAUGCGCGACGUCUUCAAGAAGUUCGACCUGGGCCAGGAUGUCAUUGACUUCACCGGCCACUCGCUUGCGCUCUACCGCACCGAUGAUUACCUUGACAAGUCUUGUCUGGAGGCGCUGAACCGCAUCAAGCUGUAUAGCGAGUCGCUGGCCAAAUACGGCAAGAGCCCCUAUCUCUACCCGCUCUACGGCCUUGGGGAGCUGCCCCAGGGUUUUGCCAGGCUGAGCGCCAUCUACGGAGGGACGUACAUGCUCAACAAGCCUGUGGAGGAGAUCGUCAUGGAGAACGGGAAGGUGCUGGGCGUGAAGUCGGAGGGCGAGGUGGCUCGCUGCAAGCAGCUGAUCUGUGACCCCAGCUACGCGCCAGAUCGCGUGAAGAAAGUUGGGCAGGUCAUCCGCGCCAUCUGCAUCAUGAGCCACCCCAUCAAGAACACCAGCAAUGCCAAGUCCUGCCAGAUCAUCAUCCCACAGAACCAAGUCAACAGGAAGUCUGACAUCUACGUGUGUAUGGUGUCGUUCGACCACAACGUGGCCGGCACCGGCAAGUACAUUGCCAUCGUGAGCACCACGGUGGAGACGAGCAAUCCCGAGGCCGAGAUCCAGCCGGCGCUCGAACAGCUCGACCCCAUCGACCAGAAGUUUGUGUCGGUGAGCGACUUGUACGAACCAGCCGACCUGGGAAACGAAAGCCAGAUCUUCAUCUCGCGGUCGUACGACGCCACCACCCACUUCGAGACCACGUGCGAUGACAUCAAGGACGUGUACAAGCGCCUGAUGGGUGUCGCGUUUGACUUCGAGGAGAUGAAACGCAAGCACAACGAUGUAUUUGGCGAGGACAACCAGUGAUUGGCCUCCCGUACGCUGCCGGCUCCCUAGGAUAUCCAACUCCACCCCGUCCCCUCUGUCUUCCCCCCACCCCCACGACCACUCCCUGCCACCACCACCACCACCAUUGUGCCGCAGUUUUUAUUGUAAUUUCAGCUUCUGUUUGCUCGGCCAAGCUGACACACAUUUCGGUAGCCAAAGCUGCCAGUGGUAUUUGCUGAUUUCAUGAGUCGGUGCCAUAAGCUCGGCCCAGAGUUCUUGUUGUUGCAGGCCUUGAACUCUCAUUGCAGGGCUUUUCGAUUGGCGUUGCUGUAUUUCGGAAAGUGUUUAAAACGAUUCUGUUUGGCAAUUACAAGUGUCUCUUGAAUAAUUGCUUUAGAGUACAUGAAAUUAAAUAAAGCAAAGUUUUCCAAGGAAGUGUAA